Messenger RNA from Carlito syrichta (Philippine tarsier), 2484 nucleotides. It is a transcript of the gene AFAP1L1, whose product is annotated as actin filament associated protein 1 like 1. Lineage: Eukaryota; Metazoa; Chordata; Mammalia; Primates; Tarsiidae. Gene Ontology annotation, molecular function: SH3 domain binding. The transcript is spliced from 19 exons. Bases 1 to 2484 code for a protein of 827 amino acids. The record is from RefSeq and is a predicted model, not a curated record. Gene Ontology annotation, cellular component: cytosol.
AUGGUGACCAUCCUUAUCAAUCAGCCCGAGACAGGAGCCUUCCCCACCAGCCCAAGACAGUCGCCAUUCCCACAGCCGAAGACGGUGGCUACCCCUGUCAAGCAGCCUGAGAUGAUGGCCAUCCCUGUCAGCCUGCAGCUCAUUGCCAACGAGUUUGGGGUGACCACAGGAUGCCCAGAGACUGCGGCAUCACAUUGUCCCAUGCUGGAACAGCUACUCCCAGAGCUUGCUGGGCUGCUCAGCCUCCUGGACCAUGAGACCCUCAGCGACUCCACCCUGGAGAAGAAGGCGGCCGUGGCUUCCCUCCUGCAGAGCCUGCAACCCCUUCCAGCAAAGGACACCUCCUACCUAUAUGUGAACACCGCAGACUUGCACUCUGGGCCCAGCUUCGUGGAGUCCCUCUUUGAAGAAUUUGACUGUGACCUGAGUGACCUUCGGGACAUGCCAGAAGAUGAUGCAGAGCCCCGCCAAGGGGCCAGCCCGGAGCUAGCCCAGAGCCCGCCCAUGGAAAACGCAGUCGAUCUGCCCCCGCCACUCCCCAGCAAGCCUCCACCCGAGGACUACUACGAGGAGGCCCUUCCUCUGGGGCCCGGCAAGUCCCCUGAGUACAUCAGCUCCCACAAUGGUUGCAGCCCGGCACCUUCAAUUGUGGAUGGUUACUAUGAGGACGCAGACAGCAGCUACCCUGCCACCAGGAUGAACGGCGAGCUCAAGAGCUCCUACAAUGACUCUGACGCCAUGAGCAGCUCCUACGAGUCCUACGAGGAGGAGGAGGAGGAAGGGAAGAGCCCACGGCCCCGGCACCAGUGGCCCUCGGAGGAAGCCUCCAUGCGCCUGGUGAGGGAGUGCAGGAUCUGCGCCUUCCUGCUCCGGAAAAAGCGCUUCGGGCAGUGGGCCAAGCAGCUGACCCUCAUCAGGGACGACCAGCUCCUGUGUUACAAGAGCUCCAAGGACCGGCAGCCACACCUGCAGCUAGCACUGGAUGUCUGCAGCGUGGUCUACGUACCCAAGGACAGCCGGCACAAGAGGCACGAGCUGCGCUUCUCACAAGGGGCCACCGAGGUCCUGGUGCUGGCACUGCAGAGCCACGAGCAGGCCGAGGAGUGGCUGAAGGUCAUCCGAGAGGUGAGCCAGCCAGGGGUUGAGCGGGCCGAGGGACCCAGGGUUCCCGUGCCCCCAGGCAGGCCAGACCCAGACAAGAGGCUGUCCCAAGAGAAGCAGACCUCAGACUCCAAUAGCCUGGGCAUGGGUGAUGGCUGUUCCACCCUUGGGCGCCGGGAGACCUGUGAACACGGCAAAGGGAAGAAGAGCAGCCUGGCAGAGCUGAAGGGCUCAGUGAGCAGGGCCGCGGGCCGCAAGAUCACUCGCAUCAUCACCUUCUCCAAGAAGAAGCCGCUGCCCGAUGACCUGCAGACCACCUCCACCGAGGGGGAGGUUCCAUGCUGUGGCUACCUGAAUGUGCUGCUGAACCAGGGCUGGCGGGAGCGCUGGUGCCGUCUGGAGUACCACACACUGUAUUUCCACAAGGACCGUGACCUGCGGACGCACGUGGGUGCCAUCACCCUCCAUGGCUGCGAGGUGGCCCCGGGCUUCGGGCCCCGACACCCUUUUGCCUUCAGGAUCCUGCGAAACCGGCAGGAAGUGGCCAUCCUGGAGGCCAGCUGCUCGGAGGACAUGGGUCGCUGGCUGGGGCUGCUGCUGGCGGAGACGGGCUCCAGAGUCACCCCUGAGGCACUGCACUAUGACUACGUGGACGUGGAGACCCUGACCAGCAUCGUCAGCGCUGGGCGCAACUCCUUCCUAUACGCCAGAUCCUGCCAGAAUCAGUGGCCUGAGCCCCGAGUCUACGAUGAUGUUCCUUAUGAGAAGAUGCAGGACGAGGAGCCCCCACGCCCCUCGGGGGCCCAGGUGAAGCGCCAUGCCUCCUCCUGCAGUGAGAAGUCCCAUCGUGUCGACCCACAGGCCAAGGUGAAGCGCCACGCCUCCAGUGCUAAUCAAUACAAGUAUGGCAAGAACCGGGCAGAGGAGGAUGCCCGCAGGUACCUGGUAGAGAAGGAGAAGCUGGAGAAGGAGAAGGAGAUGAUUCGGACUGAGCUGCUGGCUCUGCGGCAGGAGAAGCGAGAGCUGAAGGAAGCCAUUCGCAGUGACCCAGGAGCAAAGUUAAAGGACCUGGAAGAAGCCGUGGCCACCCUGGAAGCCCAGUGCCGGGAGAAGGAGGAGCGCCGGAUCGACCUGGAGCUGCGGCUGGUAGCAGUGAAGGAGCGCCUGCAGCAGGCCCUGGCGGGUGGCCCGUCCCUGGGGCUCUCUGUGGGCAGCAGGAACAGGAGUGGGGAAACUGCAAUUAAGCCCCAGAACGGUGCCACAGAGCAACCUCUCCCAGUCAACUGCGUCUCUGAGCUGAGGAAGAGGAGUCCCUCCAUCGGAGCCUCCAGCCAAGGAAGGGUGCUGCAGAAAGCCAAGGAGUGGGAAAUGAAGAAGGCCUAG